UUAUAUCCGUUUCACACAGGUAAGAAGAUAUAAUUUGUCUGAUUGCAAUCUGGAAACGAAUUCCUAGGAGUGGUUUGGUUUAUCAAAGUCACAGCCGACGGGUCAUCGCCUCGGCUAACAUGCAAUUGAACUCAAGUUUUGUUGAAUGCAGUGAUUCCAGAUCGACGAAUGGCAUCUCGGUUGAGCAUCGGCUGCUACGGAGAACGAAUGUAGUGGUUAUAGACAAAAGUAGGCGUGGGCGAAACACACAAACAACCUGCCUGGGAAGACAGAAAAUGGGUGAUAUAUAUAUAUUGGCCAGCGAACAGCAGAAUCGACAGAUAUUUAACUAACGCGUAGUUGCCCACUUCGACCUUCGCCUUUUCAAAAUCUCUUCAUCAUGUUAAGAAUGAAAAUGUUGCGAAAAUGCCGCCGAAAUGUUUUUAUGUUCUUAAUUAUUAUCUUCAUUUACAUCUUUUUUUUCUUUACGAGGUGGAAUAUAAUACAUAAACCUAUCAGUGAUACUGAAUUUAACAGCGUUGGUGUCAAUGAAUACCAUAACAAGGGACGAUCCGGGCACUUUACCUCCGUACCAGCAGGCAGACAAUCAAAAAUAAACGUGAUUUUGAUAGCUUCUUGGCGGUCAGGGUCGUCAUUCACUGGUCAAUUAUUCAAUAUGCAUCAAGACAUUUUCUAUCUAUUCGAACCGUUGCGAUUUUUAGGCCAGGAGAAAGUCAAACAGGACGAAACCACAGAAGUACUGGAAGCUAUGUACAAAUGCGAUUUUGAAAACAGUCUAUUGAGUGAAUGGAUUAAACAAACUAAUAUUGAUGUUCUCCAUAGAGUGUCCAGCAACGCACUUAUUGAGCUUUGUCCGAAGGAGAUAACUCAAGGUGCCGACCCAGGACCAUGUACGCGUCGCAUAUACAAACAGUGUCCAGAUCUGACGCCCGAAAACGUCACUCAUGCAUGUAAAAAGUAUCCGUAUAAAUUUUUCAAAGUCAUUAAAUUAACAGACAUUAAAUUUUUAGAAGAAGUAGUAGUAAAGCACAAUGUAAAAAUUAUUCAUCUUGUGCGGGACCCAAGAGGAAUACAUUUCUCACGUCAGAAUUCUUACGAUGUACGAUACACUGUGAAUAACAAUUUGUUCGGCAUGUACUGGACUUGUCGACAUGUCAGUGAAAUUGUCAACUUAACAGACAGAGGGACCAAGUGGUUGCAAGGAAACUAUAAACGAAUUCGAUUUGAGGAUCUUUCAAUGCAACCGUUGCAAACAUCAAUACAGAUAUAUGAUUUUCUAAAAAUUCCAUUUACUGGAAAAAUAAAACAAUGGAUAGUUGAGAAUACAAUGAAAAAGAACCAAACAAAAACUACUAAGAAGAAGUGCAAUCAUAAACUGAAUAAAAAGUCGUCGGACGUUGCGCAUGCGUGGAGACUGAACUCAAACUUAACAACAGUACUGGAAAUUCAAAAUAUAUGUACGCAGGCAAUGCAAUCUCUAGGCUAUUUAAAAGUUAACACUGAACAAGAAUUGCGGGACAUUAGCUUGCCGGUUAUGCUCAGUAGGACCGAAAUGGAAGUACAAUAAUUUCUUUCAUUGACAUAAAACUCGUUACUCUUCAAGCAUAACAUCGAAACCAAUUGUCAAUUAACAACGUUAUUAUAUGUGUAUUAUAUUUAUUUCCUAAAUAAAAAAAAUAUAUAGAUACAUAUCAACUACUUUACAAAAUUCAAACAUUAAAAUUGAAAGAAAAAGAAAAUUCAUUGAAACGAGGAAAGUGUACAGAUUGCUGGUGAGUGAGGUGGCGGGCAUACCAAGAAGGAACGGAGUUCCCGUACAAUAAAUGUUUGGAAUUCACAAGCACUUAUCAGCAAAACGAAUAGUCACGCAACUAUUAAAAAGUUAUAUGAACGAUUCCUUAACAUAUUUCUUGAAUAAAUUAAAAUUUCCUUUAGGAACAGGCAAAGGAAGGGAAUUACGUUAUAACUGUGAGGUCUAUUGUACGAUGGAACAUAUAGGCUACAUUGAUAUACAUUGUGAUAUUGACAACAAUAUAUAGGCCUAGAUCAUAGCUUUAUGAAUAGACAAUAUCCAUUCCAAUAGAGACUUAUAUUUAGUUUUUUUAUGGGCGUCAUGAAAGACACCAUGCCGUUUAAACGAUGGUUGAUCAACCACUGAAGUUUUGAGAGUUAAUAUUUUGGUCGUAAUAAUUUGAUAGUAUGAAGGAUUUGUUAUUAAAAAUUUGGUGAAAAUAUAUUACCUAUGAAGAUACUGUAAUGUCAAGAUUAGGACCACUUUAGAUUAAAAUUUAAAAUUCCUA
Messenger RNA from Anneissia japonica, 2300 nucleotides. Its product is annotated as carbohydrate sulfotransferase 1-like. The transcript has a single exon. The coding region runs from base 380 to 1567 and encodes 395 amino acids. Gene Ontology annotation, biological process: sulfur compound metabolic process; N-acetylglucosamine metabolic process. Lineage: Eukaryota; Metazoa; Echinodermata; Crinoidea; Comatulida; Comatulidae. Gene Ontology annotation, molecular function: N-acetylglucosamine 6-O-sulfotransferase activity. The record is from RefSeq and is a predicted model, not a curated record.